AUGCCGAGCAAGCUGAAAAAAGCGAUUGGAGCGGUUAAAGACCAAACGAGCAUCAGCCUCGCCAAAGUCACCAACGGAGCCAACAGAAGCCGCGGCGGCGACCUCACCACCCUCGAAGUCGCCAUCCUCAAAGCCACAAGCCACGACGAGGACGUCCCGAUCGACGACCGUCUCGUCUCCGACAUCCUCUCAAUCAUAUCCUCCAAAAAAUCCCACGCCCCCGCCUGCGCCGCCGCGAUCGGCCGCCGCAUCGGGCGGACGCGGAGCUGGAUCGUCGCGCUAAAAUCCCUAGUCCUCGUCCUCAGGAUCUUCCAAGACGGAGACCCUUACUUCCCCCGCGAAGUCCUCCACGCCAUGAAACGCGGCGCGAAGAUCCUCAACCUCUCCACCUUCCGCGACGACUCGAACUCGCGACCUUGGGAUUACACAGCCUUCGUCCGCACGUACGCGCUAUACCUCGACGAGAGGCUCGACUGCUUCUUAACCGGGAAGUUACAGAGACGGUACACUACUAAUAACAAGAACCAAACCGGAAUCAGAUCCCGGUUUAAUCCGAGAGUUAGAAAUAAAACCGACGAACCGGCCGUUAGAGAUAUGAAACCGGCGACGCUCCUCGACAAAAUCACGUACUGGCAGAGACUGCUCGACAGAGCCAUCGCCACGCGUCCCACGGGGGACGCGAAGGCGAACAGGCUCGUGAAGACGUCUCUCUACGCCGUGGCGCAAGAGAGCUUCGAUCUCUACAGAGACAUCUCCGACGGUUUGGCUCUCCUCCUCGACAGCUUCUUCCACCUUCCGUACAAAUCUUGCAUCCACGCGUUUCAAGCCUCCGUCAGAGCUUCAAAGCAGUUCGAGGAGGUUAUUGGAUUCUAUGAUCUUUGUAAAGCCAACGGCGUGGGGCGCACGUCUGAGUAUCCGAGCGUUCAGAAGAUCUCGAUGGAGCUUUUGGAGACGCUUCAGGAGUUUUUGAAAGAUCAGUCUUCGUUUCCGGGGAACAAUGCUGGGAUGUAUCCUUCGCCGAAUAGUCUUCUUCUUCCUCCUCCUCCUUCGACGGUUUCGAGCUCGUUGUCGGAGAGGUGUUGUUCGGAUUACGGGUCGUUUCGGGAGGAUGCGGGGACUAGUAGUCCUUCGAUGUCUUGUCGUUCAGAGCCUUACGGAGGAGGAGGAGGAAGAGAGGAUCUUAAUGGGAAUAGCUUUGAUACGGUUUCGACUAAGUCUCUUCCUAAUACUCCCUCCAGUGUCACAUUAAAGAUGUUGGAUGACAAGGAGAGGAAGAAGAAGAAGCAAGAGGAAGCUUCUGAUCCUUGGGAGGCUUUGAUGUUGAGAGAUGAACCGAGGAAGAACAUUGAAACGAUUCCUGAAGAGCCUUCAACAACCUCUGAGAGGCAGAGAGACUCUGGGAACUGGUUGCUUGCGCUGGAAGAAACGGUUACUACGGAAGUAGAUGAUACUAACUCCAUGGCGAUAGUACCGUUCGGGUUAGAUGAUCACAUGCCUGCGUUGCAAGCCACCAUGGAGCAACACAAUCCAUUCCUGGUAGAACCAGCUCAGCCCGUAGCUAAGAGUGGAGAACUGAUGAGUACCGCGUUCAGUGCCUUGGCUGAUACGGAGUUUCAGGGAAACGUUCCUGACGAUUUUGUGCCCUCGUCUGCGCCAACUUUCAAGGCCACGGGGAGUUUACCCGACAAGUGUGAGCCAUUUGCAACAUUUGAGAGUUUUGGGUUGGGAGAGAGUGUUUCAGAAAAUGGAGGGGUACAUGAGCAAUCUGUGUUGCAAGAACAGCAGUUAUGGUUGCAGAAUCAAAACAAGAUCAUAUCUAAGCAUUUGAAUUGA
This is a messenger RNA of Brassica napus (rape), 1833 nucleotides long. Its product is annotated as clathrin coat assembly protein AP180-like. Gene Ontology annotation, molecular function: clathrin heavy chain binding; phosphatidylinositol-4,5-bisphosphate binding; SNARE binding. The record is from RefSeq and is a predicted model, not a curated record. The transcript has a single exon. NCBI's taxonomy places the organism in Eukaryota, Viridiplantae, Streptophyta, Magnoliopsida, Brassicales, Brassicaceae. Gene Ontology annotation, biological process: vesicle budding from membrane; clathrin-dependent endocytosis; clathrin coat assembly. Gene Ontology annotation, cellular component: clathrin-coated pit; clathrin-coated vesicle. The coding region runs from base 1 to 1833 and encodes 610 amino acids.